Molecule: messenger RNA, 2999 nt
Organism: Nelumbo nucifera (sacred lotus)
Lineage: Eukaryota; Viridiplantae; Streptophyta; Magnoliopsida; Proteales; Nelumbonaceae
Product: polarity axis stabilization protein
Cellular component (GO): recycling endosome
Molecular function (GO): guanyl-nucleotide exchange factor activity
Source: RefSeq, a predicted model, not a curated record
ACAGAGAGUCACGACCUCCAUUGUUUUGGUUCUCCUUGGGGCUGGGUUAUAAUCAACGUCUGAAAGUGAGAGAAUUGAAUUUGUUUUGGUAGAUUAUCUGACAAUGAAAUUAUGAAAAGGAAGCUCGGGAUUUUAGAUUUGUGUAAACUUAAUAUUUAUCUAAUAAUUGAAGCAGCCAUAGUACAUGAACGAACUCGGCAACUCGCUUGCGCAAUCUCCAUUUCUACAGAAGAAGAAGAAGAAGAAGAAGAGGAAGAAGAAGAAGAAAGGGCAUUUCUCAUGUAUUGUGGUUGUAGUUGAUCCGUUGUCGAGCUUUUGUUUUCCGAUCUUGAUUGAAGCAUCGAUUCAGGUAAACAAAACGCCCUCCUUAGAUCUUCUUAAUCUAGCGAACCCUCCGAGACGUUCAAAACCGAGAACGUUUUUAAUAGUAGCCGAAGAUGUUAGGAUUAGGAUUAGGUCUUCCGUUAAAUCCUGUCAACGUAUUCAAUCGAUGAUAUAUGGUGUUAGACGGAUGUGAGAUGAGUCGGUCUCCUUCUUUCUCGUUGAAGACAGAAUCCGGUUGUAAGGUUGACCCAAAAGCUUUGAAGCGAUGGGUUGUCGCUUUUUGUAUCAUUAGGUUCGAUCUUGAGCAGGGUCAGGUCAUUGAGGAGUGUUAUCCACCGGAUUGUCUCACGCAAGAUGAAGAGCUCGAAAUUGCUUUCAGUUCCUUUCCUGAUUCUGUGUCCCAGCACCAAAACCGCUCGAGCAUCCACGACUGUAUCUUCUUUUUUCGGUUCCGAAGGCGAGAGACUACUCAAUUGGGAAAUGUAUCUUCUUCGGAGAGAGUUGAAGCAGAAGAGAAAGUGGUAUCUCCAAAGUCUGUAGAUAAUAGGGCACUCAGAAGGUCGAGCAGUAGCAGUAAUGCUAAUAGCCCAAGGUACAUGUAUGGCUAUGUAUUCAAUAGGCAAAGGCAGGAUGAGAGGCUAAAGCGAGGAGGAGAGCAGAAGUCUGUGGUCAUAUUGUCUUACUGUCCGUUCUCGAGUGUGUUCAGGCCUUUGUUACAAAUAUUAGGUCCUCUGUUUUUUGACAUUGGUAAGAGAGCUCUGGAGCAGAUUGCUUCUUGCGUCUCAACAUGGCCUGCUCCUGUACCAGGUAAACUAAUGGAACUUCCUAUAGGGAACGCUACACUUAAAGUAAACCUGCCGCCUGCUCAUAGCUUGCCAUUGGAGUGGGGGGUCGUGUCGGAUGAGUCUUUCUCCUCUAUGGCUCCUUCUCUUCCUACAAACCAGUCAGUCCCGCAGGGUCUCUUCCAUGAUGCUGAUCUUUUUGGUAUAUUCAGGGGGAUUCUUUUGCAGCUUUGGGUGCUCUGGGAGCUCUUGAUUAUCGGUGAGCCCAUUCUUAUAAUAGCGCCAACGCCACCUCAGUGUUGUGAAGCUGUUGCCAGCCUUGUAAGUCUAGUCACCCCACUCUUGUGUAGUGUUGAUUUCAGACCUUACUUCACCAUUCACGACCCGGAUUUUGCCCAUCUCAACUCUCUUAGUGAAGGAGACACUUUUCCUCCAGUGGUUCUGGGUGUGACAAAUCUCUUCUUUCUUAAGGCUCUUCGAAAUAUCCCCCACAUUGUUUCAGUUGGUAGCCCUGCUCCUAAUUCGAACCGGUUGGCUGCUGCUCCCAGGAUCUCCUCUACUGGCAGGAUUUCUGGUAAACCAGAAGGACUUGGUUUACAACAACUUUCCUUAAAGAGGUUUUCUCCAUCAAGUUUGUUGAGUGCUGUAAAGUUGAGGAGAGAUGGUCCUCUUUGUCUCAUGACAGAACACAAGGAAGCCAUUUGGAGCACCUAUGCUGCUACAACCAAACCAGACACUGCUAUCUUAAAUAGGCUUAUUGAUGCAGGCAUGUCCCCAAGGAUUGAGGAGUCAAUGUCAGUUGUUAACAAUGAGAUAUUGAGGCGGCAUUUUUUUGAACUUACUACCAACUUCCUUUCUCCUUUUGCUCGAUACUUGAGAGCCACUACACCUUCAGAAGGAACUUCUCCUUUCCUAGAUCCUCCUCCCCUGCCUCGAUUUGAUGCUGAAGAAUUCCUGGACAACUUAUCAGCAAGGGGUCCAGGGAAGUUCUUGUCAAAGAGGAUGAGGGCUAAUUGGCUGGACCUGUACAGGCGCUUUUUGAAAGGACACAACUUUCUGCCAUGGUUCCAGAGAAGGCGUGCUGUUGCUGAACAAGAACAACAGAGAUUAUGGAGGCAGGCAAGAAUGAGGACCAACAUCCAAGAGUUCAUAUCAAAAAUGUCUGAACUGGAAAUUGUUGAUUCAUUCAAUGCUAUUGAGAGACAUUUACUUGGAGAAAUACAGUUGCAACAAUCUGGAAAAGGGAGUGCAGACUCUGCAGCAGUUUGUCAAAAACUGAAGGGGGAUCUGCAAACAGUGUUCAAUGUGCUUCCUAAGGACAUGCAGCAGCUGCUACUAUUCAACCCACAAAGGGCAUCCCUUUUACAAGGUAGCCUUGAACUCACAAAACUACCAGGGCACCCCUCCAUACACGCUGGAGUAAUUUCAAGCUCACCUGGGUAAAAUCAAAGUGAUGUCAUGGCAUUAGUUGGCCCUAGUAAAAGAAGAUGCUCCUUUCCUAUGGUGCCAAUAAAAUCCAGAACUCAGCAUCGUUUCUUUAUGCCUGUCUGUGGAUUGAUAGCUUGUCUGAUUUGGGUCUCAUUUAUUCUUCUAGGACCAAUGGAAGUGCAAGAACUGCAUUAUUUAAGGAGCGAUGAGUUAGGUCUCUCCAAAAUAUUUGGAGAUAAAUCUUUUUCCCUCUUCCUUCUAUCGUCAAACCGUCAGGCCAAACAAGGGAAGGAUCAGGUGGGAACUACGAUUUCAAAUUCAUGGUUCUUUAAUAUAUUGCUGAUGUGUGAAACACAACUAGUUUGUAAAACCAGGAACCUGUAAUGUGUACAAAACUUGACAAUUUACAGUGUAUUCUCAUUCUCAUGUUUUACUAAUGAAUUUUGACAAUCACGGAUUUCGUAA